AGUCAAGUUAUUUAUAGGAUAUAUUAUGCUGAAGUGCGUUAAUGAGAUGCUAAUAUCAGGGGCAGCCCCAUUUCGAGUCUUAAAACAAUUUGCAAUUCAAAAUAUUUAUUCUUGCUCGACUAAACAUUUAACCGACACGUAAAUAUAUGGUUUUAAAAUGGAUGGCGAGGAAAGCAUCGCUAUGUCCUUGAUAAAGGACAGUGAAAGCAACAGUGCUAUGAGGAAUCCCCAAGAAUUUAAAUACGAUAAUGAAAGAUCGUUUUUGAUAACAAAUGAUGAUAAAGAAAAGAGCAAUGGAUCAUCAAAAACUCUUGCUAACUCGUAUCGAUCACUUUUGGCGAUCAGUGAAGACAGCAAAGAAUACCCAAAUACUCAAGAUAUAAAUCGAAGUCAUUAUAUGGAGAAUACUACAACGUGGUUAACAACUCUGGUACAUGUGAUAAAAGGAAAUAUUGGGAUUGGAGCACUUAGUCUACCAUUUGCAAUGAUGAAUUCAGGAAUAGUGGUUGGUCCUGUUUUACUUCUAGUAACUGCUUCUAUUGCAGUUCACUGCAUGCAUUUGUUGGUUCAGUGCAACCAUACGUUUCUUAACAGAACAAAAAGCUUGAAUCUUGGAUACGCGCAAAUAGCUGAAAUGAGCAUAGCUUUGUAUUAUCCAAAAGCAAGACAUUUAGGAAGCAUGAUCGUUAACAUACUUCUCGUCAUCACUCAACUUGGUUUUUGUUGUGUUUAUUUCAUCUUUGUCUCCGAAAGUCUCAAGCAGAUUUUCGAUGACACUAUCCAACUAGAUGUGAGAAUAUGGAUAGCUAUUCUGAUACUCCCAACGGUUCUGCUAUCUUUCAUUCGCACGUUAAAGCUUUUGGCUGUCAUCUCCAUGGUCUCCAAUAUUCUUUACUUUAGUGGUGUUUUUUGUAUACUAAUUUAUGCCGGUGACAACAUGCAAAGCCCUGAAACCCUGCCUAAGUUUACAGGACUAGCGACUGUGCCGCUUGCGUAUGGUGCAAUCGUCUUUUCAUUGGAAGGAAUUGGCGUGAUACUGCCAUUAGAGAAUGUUAUGGCGUCACCUCGUCAUUUUCGUUGCGUUCUUAGUAUUGGUAUGGGUGUGGUUGUGUUGGUAUAUCUUCUCCUCAGUAUUCUUGGAUUUUCAUCUUGUGGAAUGCAUUGUCUUGGCAGCUUCACUCUUAAUCUCCCAAACACACCAUAUUAUGCAGCUGUAAAGGGGACGCUCGCCAUUGCUAUCUUCUUUACGUACUUCAUACAGUUCUAUGUACCAAUGACCAUUAUAAUACCAUCAGUACAAGAAAAAUUAGACCAGAAGUACUCAUCUCUGGCGGAUUAUGGAAUUCGGACUUUUUUUGUCUGUGUUACUGCUGUUCUAGCCAUUUGUGUCCCACUGCUUGGUGACAUGAUUUCACUGGUUGGAGCGGUAGGCUGUACAGCAUUGGAGAUAAUAUUCCCAGCAGUCAUUCAUAUCCUGACAUUUUCUUACGACAACAGUCUUUGCACUUCAAGUCUCAUCAAGAACAUUAUACUCAUUGUAUUCGGCUUUCUUGGGGCAGUGUCUGGCUUGUAUGCAUCAAUAAUUGACAUGAUCUGGAACAUUCAACAUCCUGGGGUACCUCAGGGGGCUGUGUUGUUUAAUUCAAGUCAUGUAAGCCUUUAAUUAUUUGGGUUCAUGGGGUAAAAAAAUCUGCUAUUGGCCUACCUUGUGUUCACACCAUAUAUCUAACAAAAUCGUACAAAUUAGUGCAAAGUUUUGUAGGUCUACAGUUUACUGAACCUACUUUAUAAAAUAAUUGUGAUAGUACGCGCGCUACGAUUGGUCGAAAACCAUGUUUGAAGAGUGUAUCAAAACACGCUCUUCAUCCUUUACAAAUACAUCAGAGUAAUACGAUAUUUUUUUCGUUUCUUGGCGUGAUUGUUAUUUUAUAAAACAGAUCAAAAAACAGUUUUCCGCAUUUGAUACUCUGAUCAAAACACUCAGGAUGUUGA
Messenger RNA from Actinia tenebrosa (Australian red waratah sea anemone), 1992 nucleotides. RefSeq names its product proton-coupled amino acid transporter 1. Gene Ontology annotation, biological process: amino acid transmembrane transport. Gene Ontology annotation, molecular function: L-amino acid transmembrane transporter activity. The record is from RefSeq and is a predicted model, not a curated record. Gene Ontology annotation, cellular component: vacuolar membrane. Lineage: Eukaryota; Metazoa; Cnidaria; Anthozoa; Actiniaria; Actiniidae.